This is a messenger RNA of Culicoides brevitarsis, 1563 nucleotides long. Its product is annotated as galactokinase-like. Gene Ontology annotation, cellular component: cytoplasm; cytosol. Gene Ontology annotation, molecular function: ATP binding; galactokinase activity. The record is from RefSeq and is a predicted model, not a curated record. Gene Ontology annotation, biological process: carbohydrate phosphorylation; galactose metabolic process. NCBI's taxonomy places the organism in Eukaryota, Metazoa, Arthropoda, Insecta, Diptera, Ceratopogonidae. Bases 172 to 1356 code for a protein of 394 amino acids. The transcript is spliced from 2 exons.
UCGUCUGCAAACAUCACUUGAAUUGACACAAUUUCCUUUAAUUUUUUUUGUUAUAAAUUUUUAUUGCUGUUUAUUGUUUAAAUUGUGUGUUUACUUCGCUGUCAGAACAUUUGUCGGUUUUUUUUUGCUGUCAGAUUAGAUUACGCUUGAUAAGAGAAACUUUCGAAGAAAAUGGCAACAAAGCUUCUAUCGUACGACGAGACACUUGUUAUGGGUCUGAACACCUUUCGGAGUGUUUAUUUGUCAUCUCCGACGAUUGUAGCUUGUGCUCCCGGUCGAGUGAAUCUCAUUGGAGAACAUGUUGAUUAUAAUGAUGGCUUUGUUUUGCCCAUGGCACUCCCGAUGGUGACUUUUGUCAUUGGAAAACCGAAUGGAACAGACGAAUGUGAGAUUGUGACUUGCUGCGAAGGAGCUGAUGAACCGAAAAGAGUGAGAUUUAAAAUUUAUAAUCUUGCUCCGGCAUUUCCGAAAUGGGCGAAUUAUAUGAAAGGUGUCAUUCAUCAUUACGGAUACCCCUUGCAACAAGGAUUUAACGCAGUUGUCAUCACAAAUGUCCCAAUUGGCGGCGGAUUAUCAAGUAGCGCCGCAUUAGAAGUCGCAACACUAAAAUUUAUGGAAGCAGCUACCGGAAAAUCUCAUCCGAAAUUAUGCGACAAAGCCCUAAUUUGUCAAAAAGCGGAACACACUUUUUGCGAUAUGCCCUGCGGAAUAAUGGAUCAACUCAUUUCCGUGGCAGGAAAGAAAGAUCACGCCGUUUUAAUUGAUUGUCAAAAUUUAGAAACCACAAUUCUGCCGUUUCAGUCAAAAACGUUGUGCAUCUUGAUUUGCAACUCGAACGUCAAACACGAACUUUCUUCCUCGGAAUAUCCAACGAGACGCGCGCAAUGUAACAAAGCUUUAGCGAUGAUGGGACUAAAUUCGUACAAAGAAGCGAAGGAUGAACAUUUACAAGUCCUCAAAAAACACGACGAAGUGUUCUUGAAACGAGCACGUCACGUAAUUACCGAAAUAAAACGCACUUGUGAAGCAGCUCAUGCCUUGAAAACAAACAAUUUCGAGAAACUCGGAAGACUAAUGAACGAUUCUCACGCCUCGUUACGGGACGAUUUCGAAGUUUCGUGCAAAGAACUCGAUAUUUUGGUUGAAAUUGCACAAAAAUCUCAAGGCGUGUUGGGUUCGCGGAUGACAGGCGGCGGAUUUGGAGGAUGUACAGUAACGUUAGUGACAAAAACAGACGUUGAAAAAGUCAUUCAAGGCAUGGAGAAGGAAUAUCAGGAGAAAUGUGGCAUUAAAGCUGACUUUUAUGUCGUUGGACCGAGCGAUGGAGCGCGUUUAGUUGACUUGAAUAGCUUGUAACAAGGACAAAAGGGCAUUUAUUUUCAUAUCUUAUCAAUAAAUAUUGAUUUUCCGUCGUGCGAGAUGCGAUGAAAAGGUCAAACAUUCCGAAAAAUGCAAUAUCGCAAAAUGUAGAGAUAAGGAAGUGUGCUAAUAAUAGAGAAUAAAAUGAUGAAACUCGAUUAAUUGUGCUUUUAAUGUUUCGAAAUGAGACGGAAGUUGGUCAAA